ACUCUUUGCAUUCAUGACAGCCGAAAGCGCGACAACAACGGUACCACACAUGCGGCGACGGCAGCGCAUCUAAACUGAAUUUAGCUGGGGGCAGGUCCAACCAAACGAAAAGUGUGAAUGCCGCUGGCCAGACAUUCAAACGCUGCUGAAACGCGAACUUGAACGGGCGCGCACCUACAAGUUCUUCCGCCAAACGAAUCUUCGAAUCUUAACUGUAUACCUUUACGUACGCCAUGCGUUCGCGGGUACAAAGUUUUCAGUUUUGCAUAAUGUGUUGAGAGAUCUGUGCUUAUUCGUGAGAAAAUAUACGGUGCGUUGUCACCGACUUGCGUGCCGAGUGUGAGGCGGCUUGAUUGCCGUUGAGACGCGCGCCUGCUUGCCCGCCUGUCAGCAUUCGAACUCAGGUGCCGAUACUCGCAAUUACUUUGAUUGCGCACGGUCGCACGGCUCGUCGGACAACCAAGCGCAUUUAUUCAUUGAAUAUUAUUGUGAUUUGCAUGUUGUCGUAAGAGAAGAAUAAUAAAAGCGCGAAGAAAAUCGCAUAGAAAAUGCAGUGUGCACACACUUGUGGCCAAACUAAAAAUAAAGCAAUUAAUAAACAAAUAAACAGUGGAAAUUUUAUUAGUGCUUAAGACUAAAAAAAAAGUGUAGAAUAAACAAUUGAAAUAAACGCACAAGUAAGAAAAAUACGGAUUUCCGCAAAGCGCGCGCUUCAAAGGCUAAAGAAAUCAUGGCGCCUGCAAAUGCUUCAAGCGAAGCAAGCAGUUGGACAACCAUGCCGCCGGACUACGCGAAUACGCGUGCACUCAAUGUUGAGAGCCAGUUCAGUGCGCUCCUCAAUAGUUCUACUUAUGUGCUUAAUAACACCUUUUCCACCGCCAACGCCAUCUCCUCUAAUUAUAGUUAUGAACAAGUGCAAAACGCUUCGCUUCAACACUUUUUCGAUCUCGGUCCGACGCGCGACUCACUAGAAAUCGUCAUACCCGUGACGAUCAUUUACAGUUUGAUAUUCGUCAGCGGUGUCAUUGGUAACAUCAGCACUUGUAUAGUGAUCAAGAAGAACCGUUCCAUGCACACCGCCACCAAUUACUACCUCUUCAGUUUGGCCGUAUCGGAUUUCCUGCUCUUGCUCUCCGGCGUUCCGCAGGAAAUGUACUUCAUCUGGUCCAAGUAUCCGUAUGUAUUUGGUGAAUAUUUUUGCAUUGGUCGCGGCGUAUUGGCGGAGACUUCUGCAAAUGCGACAGUGCUAACCAUUACCGCUUUCACCGUGGAACGUUACAUGGCCAUAUGUCACCCGUUUCUCGGGCAGGCUAUGUCGAAAUUGAGUCGCGCCAUACGGAUUAUUGUGCUCAUUUGGUUGGUGUCCGUUUUGACGGCCAUACCGCAGGCGGCGCAAUUCGGUAUCAUAGCGCUGAACGGCAUCGAGAAAUGCACCGUUGUACGGAACAUCAUUCAACACUCGUUUCAAUUGUCCACCUUUAUUUUCUUUAUUGCUCCAAUGUCUAUAAUAUUGGUAUUGUAUCUAUUGAUUGGUUUACGUUUGCAUCGCUCGAAUUUGAUGGGCGACAUCGGUGAGGCUGGUGGUGGCGGCGGUGGACGCGGCGUUGUUAGUAAUGGCACUGGGAAGGGGAGUGGUCGUCUGGCGUACGGUGGCGGUAGCGUAGUGCGUGUGAGCGGCACACGCAAAGGGAGCGAUCGCAUGAGCAUGCAGGGUACACAGAGCGACACGAUGCUAUAUCGUUAUAUGGGUGGUAGCCAGUUGAGCGCCGUGCGCGGCCGCAUGAAUCACUAUGGAACGCGACGUGUGAUAAAGAUGCUGGUCGCGGUUGUCAUAUGUUUCUUAUUGUGUUGGGCCCCCUUCCACGCGCAGCGGCUAAUCGCUGUUUAUGGCCCGAAUGUUUGGGGUGGCGGCAGUGAGAGUGCUGAUGGUGUUGCUGGCGGUGGGGAGCACGAUGACGCUGCUGCAGCUGAUAAGAAUCAUCAUGUGGUGAUAUACACCGUGAUGACCUAUGUGUCGGGAGUGCUUUAUUACCUGUCGACAUGCAUCAAUCCGUUGCUAUAUAAUCUGAUGAGCAACAAGUUUCGGCAGGCAUUCAAGUCGAUUUUGCUACGCAAGAAAACGAAUGGCUCUCUCAAUUAUCGACACACUCAACAGUCGCGGAAUUUACGUCGUAAUCCGACACUCACUUCGAGUACUCAGCGUGAAUCGAGUGAUGCGGACCCGCUUUCGAAGCAUUCGAUGUUGCAGGCCGCGCUAAAUGAGCGCAACGUGAACAGUAAACUAAUGCCAUAAACCGGAGAGUUAUAUACAUAUGUACAUAACAUAUAUGUAUGUUUAAAACCACAUAUAUAAUUACAUGUAUAUGUAAUAUAUAUAUACUAUAUAUGCAACGGUUAUCAUGAUAUAUUCAAAUUGUUAGAAGAUAACGUAUAGUACAAUGGUUCGAACCCCAGCAAAGACGGAGGCUAUGUGGAAGUUAUUCAAGGUGAUUAUAAGGCUAUUGACUUUGAACGCUCAUGGGCAAACACGUGUGGAUACAUCGCAAAAAAUACAAUUUAGAAUAGUUUCAUACAAAUGAGGUACUUAAAACUGGAUAUUUAUUUAAUUGCUGAAUUCAGCAAGCGAACAGCAUCUUAAUAAUUUAAUUCAUUUAUAA
Bactrocera tryoni is the source of this 2657-nucleotide messenger RNA. RefSeq names its product pyrokinin-1 receptor (gene PK1-R). Gene Ontology annotation, cellular component: plasma membrane. The record is from RefSeq and is a predicted model, not a curated record. The coding region runs from base 731 to 2293 and encodes 520 amino acids. Gene Ontology annotation, biological process: neuropeptide signaling pathway. The transcript is spliced from 5 exons. Gene Ontology annotation, molecular function: neuropeptide receptor activity. Lineage: Eukaryota; Metazoa; Arthropoda; Insecta; Diptera; Tephritidae.